AUGUCUUGUGCACUUGUCAUUGGGGCUACCUCCACACUGGGUAAAGCUGUAGUCAGAAGACUCGCGUUCGCGGGCUAUAAAGUUGCUGCAACCGGUGAUUGCCCGAAUAGUAUUGGGAAAGUUGCAGAGGACAACAAAAAGGUGGGCGGAGAUGUGACUGCUUUCUCAAUGGAUGUCACUAAUCCAGAGCAUCGAAAGGAGCUCAUUCAAAAGGCAGCAGAGAAACUGGGUGGCUUGGAUACUCUUGUCAUUGUUCCACCACAAAAUGAAAUUAGAGGAGAAAUAGUGGAGACUUCAGAACAAGAUUUUGACAAGCUCUUCGCCGACAAACUGACUAUUCCUUUCCGUCUAUCACAAGUCGCACUCCCAACUCUCGCUAAAUCAAAAAAUGGUAGUAUCAUCUACAUCACAUCAUGUUUCGGAUUCCAGCCAUCAAUCGACAUGGGUUUAUAUUCAGUUGCAUCAAAUAGUGUACUCUCUCUAACCAAAGCAGUUGCUCAGAGUGCAGCUAAAAAGGGAGUUCGAGUGAAUAGUGUAGUGUCUGGAAUGGUUGAAGGUGAUGGCACUGGUGCUGUAUGGGAUAAUGCAUCUGAAGAAGAGGCGAAACAAAUCAAGCAACAUUUAGAAACUAUGAUUCCAUUGGGAAGACUUGGAAGACCAUCUGACGUCGCUUCUUACGUCGAGUUCUUGGCAUCCAAUAAAUCAAGAUACAUCACCGGCGAGAAUUGUAUAGUUGGAGGAGGUGUCUCAUACCGAUUGUAA
This is a messenger RNA of Caenorhabditis remanei, 762 nucleotides long. RefSeq lists its product as uncharacterized. The record is from RefSeq and is a predicted model, not a curated record. NCBI's taxonomy places the organism in Eukaryota, Metazoa, Nematoda, Chromadorea, Rhabditida, Rhabditidae. Bases 1 to 762 code for a protein of 253 amino acids. The transcript is spliced from 5 exons.